Messenger RNA from Xiphophorus maculatus (southern platyfish), 2664 nucleotides. RefSeq names its product solute carrier family 2, facilitated glucose transporter member 8 (gene slc2a8). Lineage: Eukaryota; Metazoa; Chordata; Actinopteri; Cyprinodontiformes; Poeciliidae. Gene Ontology annotation, molecular function: transmembrane transporter activity. Gene Ontology annotation, biological process: transmembrane transport. The transcript has 11 exons. The coding region runs from base 185 to 1648 and encodes 487 amino acids. The record is from RefSeq and is a predicted model, not a curated record. Gene Ontology annotation, cellular component: membrane.
AUUUUGAAAGUCGUGUAACAGGCAAUAGAGGUGAUCAGCUGACUCUGAUGUUAGUAAAGCAAGUUGUCAGCCGGUGGAGGAAGCUGAGAUCAACCGGGUCGUUCAGCCUUUUCCGGCCGGUGGAUUCAUGCUGAGGGCGACCGAGAGCAGAAGGUGAACAGCGGGAAGGAUCGCUGCCGUCAGCAUGGACAUCCAGACCGAGAGACGGAGGCUGCUGGAUGAGGAGGGUGGAGAUGACGAUCCUACCGGACUGCUGUCCGAGCAGGAGGCUUAUCUCAGCAAAGUGAAGAACAGGAAGUUGUACCUGGCCUCGUUCGCCGCCGUUCUGGGUCCCAUGAGCUUCGGGUUUGUGCUGGGAUACAGCUCCCCCGCCAUCCCUGAGCUCAGCAGGAUUUCCGACCCUCGGCUGCGGCUCAACGAAGUGGAGGGCUCCUGGUUUGGGUCCAUCGUAACGAUCGGCGCGGCGGUGGGCGGCCUGCUGGGCGGCUGGAUGGUGCAGAGGAUCGGCAGGAAGCUGACGCUGAUGUCCUGCACGCUGCCCUACGUCUUCGGCUUCACCAUCAUCAUCGCCGCUCAGAACGUGUGGAUGCUGUACGUGGGCAGGGUGCUGACCGGCAUGGCCAGCGGCAUCACCUCGCUGGUUGUCCCGUUGUAUAUUUCUGAGACGGCGCAUGAGAAAGUCCGCGGGAUGCUGGGCUCCUGCGUUCAGCUCAUGGUGGUCUCUGGGAUCAUGGGAGUUUACCUGGCAGGUUUGUUCGUGGACUGGCGCUGGCUGGCGAUCUGCUGCUCGCUGCCGCCGUCGCUGCUGAUGGUCGCCAUGUGCUUCAUGCCCGAGACGCCGCGCUUCCUGCUGUCGAAGGGGAAGAGGCGGGAAGCUGAGGAGGCCUUACGCUUCCUGCGCGGGCCGGACGCUCCCAUCGAGUGGGAGUGCUCCCGCAUCGAGGACGCCUGCAACGAACAGGGUUCAGCGUUCCACCUGUCCGACCUGAAGGAUCCCGGCGUCUUCAAGCCGCUGCUGAUCAGCAUCAUGCUGAUGGUGUUUCAGCAGAUGACUGGGAUCAACGCCAUCAUGUUCUACGCUGAGGACAUAUUCGUACAGGCGCACUUCAAGGAGAGCGAACUGGCUUCGGUGAUCGUCGCUCUGAUUCAGGUCAUCUUCACUGGGAUCGCGGCGGUGAUCAUGGACCGGGCCGGCAGGAAGGUUCUGCUCGUCAUCUCAGGCGUGGCCAUGAUGAUCAGCACCACGGCGUUUGGCGUCUACUUCUACUUGACGCCCAAAGUUCCCAGCGGAGCGGCGGCGCCCCACGCUGACCUCACCUGGCUGGCUCUGGCCAGCAUGGCCGUCUUCAUCGCAGGCUUCGCCAUCGGCUGGGGUCCCAUCCCGUGGCUGAUCAUGUCGGAGGUCAUUCCCAUCAGAGUGAGAGGGUUUGCUGGAGCGGCGGUGGUUCUCAGUAACUGGGGCAUGGCCUUCGUCGUCACCAAAACCUUCCAGGACAUGAUGAACCUCAUAACCAGCGCCGGGACGUUCUGGCUCUUCGCCUGCAUGUGCGGCCUCAACAUCAUCUUCACCGUCAUCUUCGUCCCGGAAACCAAAGGCAAGACGCUGGAGCAGAUCGAAGCCCUUUUCAAAGGGACAUCAGGUCCAUGAAAGCCUCAAUCAUCGGACCUCAGGGGCCUGAACAGACUGUUAAAGUGGGCAUUCAGAAAAUAUCCUCCAAGAACAUGAAGCUAACUCAAACAUUUUCUCUUAUUUGCUUUUAUGACAGAAAACAGGUGAAUAUUUUUAAGUGAUUCUUGUCUGUUUUGUGAAAACUCAACUGUAUUUUAUUACUGUAUUAGUGAGGUGCAACCAAACUGCCAACAGAGAUGAUGAUGAUAAGUUGGACAUGUUGGCUGCUGAAAAAUAUCAUAAUCUGACAUCAACAGAGUCAGAAAGCUGUGAGGCGCCUGUUACUCUUCACUGCCCCCUGCAGGCCACAGAGGGAAGGACGCAAAGCUUUAACGGCUUCUUUAAAGAUUUCAGCGAUGCGAUGCAAAAACUUCACUAAGGCAAAAAGAUGUCUGUGGAGUUUCUUAAGUUUCUGUCUGUGUGUCCACACAGCGUUUUACAUAUUCUACCACUUAUAAAAACGGGUUUAAUGUGAUAAUAUAUAAAAAAGAUGAUUUUUGCUGUUAAGUUGAUAAAAUCUUUAUUUAACUCUUCCAACAAAACGUGAACUAAAACUUUUCCCUUUCUGAGUUUUUAUGCUGCUUUUUGCUACAUUUCUGUUAUGAUUUUCAGUUUGCUGAUUUAAGCUCAGUGUUGGGAAAAUUCAUACAGGAAAAUGUAAAACCAUAAGCCAUGAUCAGGACAAAAAUGUUAAAAGUCUCCACUUAUUCAUUAGUUUACACUAGAAACACUAUUUAAAGUUUAAACGAGUCGGCGGGUGUUAGGUUUUACCCGUUGGUGUUUGGAUGUCAUACACAGUUUUUAAAUAUUCACAGUGAAUAUUUAGGAGUGUUUUUAUUUGAUUUUACCACAAAAUGUCCAUGCUAGUGUCAUGAUCGAGUUUGAGCCUUUUAAAUAUUCAGAAACUAUUUUAGUUAAGCUAUUUUCAUGGUUGUAGUUUUAUUUUAUGUAAAAUUUGUGCAUCAAAGUGCAUAAAUGCUCGAAAUUCACCAACA